AUGUGGGAGCAGCAGUCCAGCAGCCCUGAGGAGGCUGCAGCCCUCAUUAAGGGGCUAAGGUCUCAGCCCCUAGUCCCAGUGAGGAGGCUAGCACACAAGACAGAGGCGGGAGAGGGACAGGAGACUCCCUCAGACGCCCUCCCGGCCUCCCUUUCAGCACUGUCAGAAGAUGGGAGUGAGGGUCCGGAGCUGCUUGGUGUGCAGGAUGAGGCCCGAGGCAGGCUAGUGCAGUGUGGCAAGGUGUUCAUCCCGAGCUCCUACCGCCUGCACAGGGGCGCCGAGGGUGGCAAGGCCUUCGCCUGGAGCCCCAACCUCAGCCAGCACCAGCGCAUUCACAGCGGGGAGUCACGCACACACAGCGGCGAGCGGCUCUUCGUCUGCACCGAGUGCGGCCAGGCCUUCAUCCCUGGCGCCAACCUGGCCGAGCACCAGCGCGUGCUCACCGGCGAGAAGCCUCACUACUGUCACAUUUGUGGGAAAGGCUUCAAGCAGCGUUCGGCCCUCAUUGUGCACGAGAGGACUCACACCGGGGAGAAGCCCUACCCAUGCAGUGCGUGUGGGAAAGUCUUCCGGUGCCGGUCCAACCUCAUCGAGCACCAGAGGAUCCACACUGGCGAGAAGCCCUAUGAAUGUGAUGAAUGUGGGAAGGUCUUCAUUCAAAACUCCACCUUCACACUGCACCAGAGGACCCACAGUGGCGAGAAGCCAUACAAGUGCAAGGAGUGUGGCAAGGCCUUCCGGGGGAGCUCGGACCUGCGGAAACACCAGCGAAUUCACACGGGCGAGAAACCCUACCAAUGUCAGGAGUGUGGGAAAACCUUCCGGUGGAGUUCACCCCUGAUACGUCACCAGAGGACGCACAGUGGCGAAAAGCCAUACCAGUGCAUUGAGUGUGGCAAGGCCUUUGGGCAGAGCUCCACCCUCAUUGAGCACCAUAAAAUCCACACAGGGGAGAAGCCCUACGAAUGUUUAGACUGCGGCAAGGCCUUCAAGGGGAGCUCGGACCUCAGCCAGCACCAGCGGAUCCACACGGGCGAGCGGCCCUACUCGUGUGCAGAGUGUGGGCGCACCUUCAUGUGGAAGACAGCACUCGUCACGCACCAGCGGACGCACAGUGGGGAGAGGCCCUACGUGUGCGGCCAGUGUGGCAAGGCCUUCAUGCAGAGCUCGCAGCUCAGCCAGCACCAACGGAGUCACACAGGGGAGAAACCCUACGAGUGCCCGGAGUGUGGGAAGGCCUUUAGUGUGAGCGCGUACCUUGUGGAGCACCAGCGGAUCCACACGGGCGAGAAGCCCUAUGCCUGCCUGGAAUGCGGCAAGGCCUUCAUCCAGCGCUCACACCUCACCCAGCACCAACGGAUCCACACGGGCGAGAAGCCGUAUGCCUGCGGCAAGUGCGGCAAGGCCUUCCGAUACAGCUCCUACCUCCUCCAGCAUCAGAAACUCCACACCAGGGACUAG
Messenger RNA from Chrysochloris asiatica (Cape golden mole), 1461 nucleotides. RefSeq names its product zinc finger protein 135-like. Gene Ontology annotation, molecular function: DNA-binding transcription repressor activity, RNA polymerase II-specific. The coding region runs from base 1 to 1461 and encodes 486 amino acids. Gene Ontology annotation, biological process: negative regulation of transcription by RNA polymerase II. The transcript is spliced from 7 exons. NCBI's taxonomy places the organism in Eukaryota, Metazoa, Chordata, Mammalia, Afrosoricida, Chrysochloridae. The record is from RefSeq and is a predicted model, not a curated record.